Molecule: messenger RNA, 14587 nt
Organism: Peromyscus eremicus (cactus mouse)
Lineage: Eukaryota; Metazoa; Chordata; Mammalia; Rodentia; Cricetidae
Gene: Ank2
Product: ankyrin 2
Exons: 47
Coding region: 226-12498 (4090 amino acids)
Biological process (GO): signal transduction; protein localization to T-tubule; regulation of cardiac muscle contraction
Cellular component (GO): T-tubule
Molecular function (GO): protein binding
Source: RefSeq, a predicted model, not a curated record
GAACUGGACAUGGUCACUGAAUGCAGGCUACAGUUGCUGGGGUUUUGAGUUCUCUCCGACACCAGCAAACCGGGCAGCAGGUGGGGAGACCUGGUGAGGGCUAUGUCGGAGAACUGAGCAGAGGAGUUCAGGGUAAUGGAUUGUCCCUGCUAGUGGGUACCUGGGAGCCCAGGCCAGCGUGCACCAGGCCAGGGCAGGCCCACUGAUCACAGCUGUAGAGCUGAGAUGGGGAAUGCCGCUCUCUGCCAGUCUUGCCAUGCGAACAAGAGCGUCAGAGCACAGGGGAACAUGCUGGAACUGGAUACGACUCCAGACUACUAUGGCUGUAACAGUGACCAUGUCAAAGAACCUGUCUUCCGGUCCGACAGCAAUGCCAGCUUCCUCCGCGCUGCCAGAGCAGGCAACCUGGACAAAGUUGUGGAAUAUCUGAAGGGGGGCAUCGACAUCAACACCUGCAAUCAGAAUGGACUCAAUGCUCUCCAUCUGGCAGCCAAGGAAGGUCAUGUGGGCCUCGUGCAGGAGCUGCUGGGAAGAGGGUCCUCCGUGGAUUCUGCCACUAAGAAGGGAAAUACUGCUCUUCACAUUGCGUCACUGGCCGGACAAGCGGAAGUUGUCAAGGUGCUAGUUAAAGAAGGAGCCAAUAUCAACGCGCAGUCACAGAAUGGCUUCACUCCUUUGUAUAUGGCUGCCCAGGAGAAUCAUAUUGAUGUUGUUAAAUAUUUGCUAGAAAAUGGAGCUAAUCAGAGCACUGCUACAGAGGAUGGCUUUACUCCUCUCGCUGUGGCACUUCAGCAGGGACACAACCAGGCGGUGGCCAUCCUCUUGGAGAAUGACACCAAAGGGAAGGUGAGGCUGCCAGCUCUGCACAUUGCGGCUCGGAAAGAUGACACCAAGUCUGCUGCCCUCUUGCUUCAGAACGACCACAACGCUGAUGUACAAUCCAAGAGUGGCUUCACCCCUUUGCACAUAGCUGCUCACUAUGGAAAUGUCAAUGUGGCAACUCUUCUUCUAAACCGAGGAGCUGCGGUGGACUUCACGGCCAGGAAUGGAAUUACUCCCCUGCAUGUGGCUUCCAAAAGGGGAAAUACCAACAUGGUGAAGCUCCUACUGGAUCGAGGUGGCCAGAUUGAUGCCAAAACUAGGGAUGGGUUGACACCACUUCACUGUGCUGCACGAAGUGGGCAUGACCAGGUGGUGGAGCUGCUGCUGGAACGAGGUGCUCCCUUGCUGGCAAGGACCAAGAAUGGGCUGUCUCCACUUCAUAUGGCUGCCCAGGGGGACCACGUGGAAUGUGUGAAGCACCUGCUACAGCACAAGGCACCUGUAGAUGAUGUCACCCUGGACUACCUGACGGCCCUGCAUGUUGCUGCACACUGUGGCCACUACCGUGUCACCAAACUCCUUCUGGACAAGAGAGCCAACCCGAAUGCGAGAGCCCUGAAUGGUUUUACUCCACUGCACAUUGCCUGCAAGAAAAACCGCAUCAAAGUCAUGGAACUGCUGGUGAAAUAUGGGGCUUCAAUCCAAGCUAUAACAGAGUCUGGCCUCACACCAAUACAUGUGGCUGCCUUCAUGGGCCACUUGAACAUUGUCCUCCUUCUGCUGCAGAACGGAGCCUCUCCAGAUGUCACUAACAUUCGUGGUGAAACAGCACUUCACAUGGCAGCCCGGGCUGGGCAGGUGGAAGUGGUCCGAUGUCUCCUGAGGAAUGGUGCUCUUGUGGAUGCCAGAGCCAGGGAGGAACAGACUCCUUUACAUAUUGCCUCCCGACUGGGUAAGACAGAAAUUGUCCAGCUGCUUCUCCAACAUAUGGCUCAUCCAGAUGCAGCCACUACAAAUGGGUACACACCACUGCACAUAUCUGCUCGGGAAGGGCAGGUGGAUGUGGCCUCUGUCCUCCUGGAAGCUGGAGCAGCACACUCCUUAGCUACCAAGAAGGGUUUCACUCCCCUGCAUGUAGCAGCCAAGUAUGGAAGCCUGGAUGUGGCAAAACUUCUCUUGCAGCGCCGCGCAGCCGCAGACUCAGCAGGGAAGAAUGGCCUUACCCCGCUCCAUGUUGCUGCUCACUAUGACAACCAGAAGGUGGCGCUGCUGCUGCUGGAGAAGGGUGCUUCCCCUCAUGCCACUGCCAAGAAUGGUUAUACUCCUUUACACAUUGCUGCCAAGAAGAAUCAGAUGCAGAUAGCUUCCACACUACUGAACUAUGGAGCUGAGACCAGCACUGUGACGAAGCAAGGGGUCACUCCACUGCAUCUGGCCUCACAAGAGGGCCACACAGAUAUGGUCACCUUGCUUCUGGAAAAAGGAGCCAAUAUCCACAUGUCAACCAAGAGUGGGCUCACGUCCUUGCACCUCGCAGCCCAAGAGGAUAAAGUGAACGUUGCCGACAUUCUCACCAAACACGGGGCUGACCAGGAUGCCUCCACGAAGCUUGGUUACACUCCUCUAAUUGUGGCCUGUCACUAUGGAAAUGUGAAAAUGGUCAACUUUCUUCUGAAACAGGGAGCAAAUGUCAAUGCAAAAACCAAGAACGGCUACACACCUUUGCACCAAGCUGCCCAACAGGGACACACACACAUCAUUAAUGUCCUGCUCCAGCACGGGGCCAAGCCAAAUGCCACCACUGCGAAUGGUAACACAGCCCUGGCGAUUGCUAAGCGGCUGGGCUACAUCUCCGUGGUUGACACCCUGAAGGUUGUGACUGAAGAGGUCACCACCACCACCACGACUAUCACAGAAAAACACAAGCUGAAUGUUCCUGAGACGAUGACGGAGGUCCUUGAUGUUUCUGAUGAAGAGGGCGAUGACACCAUGACUGGAGACGGAGGAGAAUACCUUAGGCCAGAAGAUCUCAAAGAACUCGGCGAUGACUCCCUGCCCAGCAGUCAGUUCCUGGAUGGCAUGAACUACCUUCGGUACAGCCUGGAGGGAGGGAGAUCUGACAGCCUUCGAUCCUUCAGUUCCGACAGGUCUCACACCCUGAGCCACGCAUCGUACCUGAGGGACAGCGGCAUGAUUGAGGACACGGUUGUGAUUCCCAGCCACCAGGUGUCAGCCCUAGCCAAGGAGGCAGAAAGGAAUUCUUAUCGUCUGAGCUGGGGCACUGAGAACUUAGACAACGUGGCUCUUUCUUCCAGUCCUAUUCAUUCAGGUUUCCUGGUCAGUUUUAUGGUGGAUGCCCGUGGUGGUGCCAUGCGAGGAUGCAGACACAAUGGGCUCAGAAUCAUUAUCCCACCUCGGAAAUGCACAGCGCCAACCCGAGUCACCUGCCGCCUAGUGAAACGCCAUAGACUGGCGACGAUGCCACCAAUGGUGGAAGGGGAAGGCCUGGCCAGCCGCCUGAUUGAAGUGGGACCUUCUGGAGCUCAGUUCCUUGGGCCCGUGAUCGUGGAGAUUCCUCACUUCGCUGCCCUGCGAGGGAAGGAGAGGGAGCUGGUGGUUCUGCGCAGUGAAAAUGGGGACAGCUGGAAAGAACACUUCUGUGAAUACACUGAAGACGAACUGAACGAAAUCCUGAAUGGCAUGGAUGAAGUGCUGGACAGUCCCGAGGACCUGGAAAAGAAACGAAUCUGCCGCAUCAUCACUCGAGACUUCCCACAGUACUUUGCGGUGGUGUCUCGCAUCAAACAGGACAGCAACCUGAUUGGCCCGGAGGGCGGAGUGCUGAGCAGCACUGUGGUGUCCCAGGUGCAGGCUGUCUUCCCUGAGGGUGCACUCACCAAGCGCAUCCGUGUAGGCCUGCAGGCUCAACCUAUGCACAGCGAGUUGGUGAAGAAGAUCCUAGGCAACAAAGCAACCUUCAGCCCUAUAGUCACUUUGGAACCCAGAAGAAGAAAAUUUCACAAGCCUAUUACUAUGACAAUUCCUGUCCCCAAAGCUUCAAGUGAUGUCAUGCUGAAUGGUUUUGGGGGAGACGCACCAACUUUAAGGUUACUAUGUAGCAUAACAGGUGGAACCACGCCUGCGCAGUGGGAAGACAUCACGGGAACUACGCCACUAACAUUUGUCAAUGAAUGUGUUUCCUUUACAACCAACGUGUCUGCCAGGUUCUGGCUGAUAGACUGUCGACAGAUUCAGGAGUCUGUUUCGUUUGCAUCACAAGUGUAUAGAGAAAUUAUCUGUGUACCAUAUAUGGCCAAAUUUGUAGUGUUUGCCAAAUCCCAUGACCCCAUUGAAGCCAGGUUGCGGUGUUUCUGUAUGACAGAUGAUAAAGUCGAUAAGACACUUGAACAACAAGAAAACUUCUCUGAGGUGGCCAGGAGCAGGGAUGUGGAGGUAUUAGAAGGAAAACCUAUUUAUGUUGAUUGUUUUGGCAACCUGGUACCACUAACCAAGAGUGGCCAACAUCAUAUAUUCAGUUUUUUUGCCUUCAAAGAAAACAGACUUCCUCUCUUUGUCAAGGUGCGGGAUACGACUCAGGAACCCUGCGGGCGACUAUCAUUUAUGAAGGAACCAAAAUCCACAAGAGGGCUAGUGCACCAGGCCAUUUGCAACUUAAACAUCACCCUGCCAAUCUAUGCGAAGGAAUCGGAGUCAGAUCAAGAGCAGGAGGAAGAGAUCGGUAUGACAUCAGAAAAAAAUGAUGGGACAGAGUCAUCAGAAACAUCUGUCCUGAAAAGCCACCUGGUUAAUGAAGUUCCUGUCUUAGCAAGUCCGGACUUGCUCUCUGAAGUUUCUGAGAUGAAACAAGACUUGAUCAAAAUGACUGCCAUCUUGACCACAGAUGUGUCUGAUAAGGCAGAUUCUAUCAAAGUGAAGGAGCUGGCCAAGGCCGCUGAAGAAGAGCCAGGUGAACCGUUCGAAAUUGUUGAGAGAGUUAAGGAGGACUUAGAGAAAGUGAAUGCAAUCCUGAGAAGUGGAACCUGUGUGAGAGACGAAGGCAGAGUACAGAGUUCUCAGUCUGAGCAGGAGCUAGAAGAGGAAUGGGUCGUAGUCAGUGAUGAGGAAAUUGAAGAGGCCAAGCAACAUGCACCUGUAGAAAUCACUGAACAGCCAUGUAUAGAAGUCAGAGUAGACAGGGAGACCAAGGUCAAAUCAGUGAAGGACUCCACUGAGUUAGUGAACUACCUUACAGAUGACCUCAAUUCAUACACUUCUCCUCAUGAAAAGAAGCCACAAGCAGCUCGAGAAAAGUCAGGGGAGACAAGUCAGGCUUCCGCUGUUGGCAAGAGUUCUGAGAGUAAUAAAGGGAAGGCUGCGCCAGCAGAGGAGAAGCAGAGUGCCCAGAAGCAGCCCAAACCCAGCCUGGUGAUAAAAAAGCCAGUUCGGAGGAAACUCAAAGAAAAGCAGAAACAGAAAGAGGAGAGUUCCCAAGGCGGCGAAGAAACAACCGAACUCAGGAAAGGUAGUUCAGAGGAGUCGGUGGAUGAAGAGCGAGGCCUGGCCCCUGAACCCCUUCCCACGGCCAAGGCCACCUCUCCUCUGAUAGAAGAAACUCCUAUUGGUUCCAUAAAGGACAAAGUAAAGGCUCUUCAGAAGCGAGUCGAAGACGAGCAGAAAGGUCGAAGCAAGCUGCCGGUCAGAGUCAAAGGCAAAGAGGACGUGCCUAAAAAGACCACGCCCAGGACACACCCGGCUGUGUCACCCUCUUCAAAGUCCUCCCCUUCCUCUAAAACUGAACGGCACUCUACCCUUUCUUCCUCUGCAAAAACGGAAAGACACUCGCCAGUGUCACCAUCAAGCAAAACUGAGAGACACUCACCAGUGUCGCCCUCGGCCAAAACCGAACGACAUUCGCCAGUAUCAUCAGGUAAAGCUGAGAAACAUUCACCUGGAUCCCCCUCAACAAAAAAUGAAAGGCAUUCCCCUGUGUCAUCUCUAAAAACGGACCGACACACACCUGUGUCACCUUCAGGCAAAACAGACAAACGUCCACCAGUGCCAUCAUCUGGAAGGACAGAGAAACACCCUCCAGUGUCGCCCGGGAGGACGGAAAAACGCUUGCCAGUUUCACCUUCUGCGAGAACCUCAGAGAAGCAGGCACCUGUGUCGACUGCUGGGAAAAAUGAAAAGCACCUGCCUGUGUCACCCGGAAAGACAGAAAAGCAGCCACCUGUCUCUCCCACCUCCAAAACAGAACGAAUCGAGGAGACCAUGUCUGUCCGGGAGUUGAUGAAAGCGUUCCAGUCAGGUCAGGACCCCUCUAAACACAAAACAGGACUCUUUGAGCACAAAGCAGCAAAGCAAAAACAGUCCCAAGACAAAAGUAAAACUCGGGUAGAGAAAGAAAAGGGGCACACAGUAACCCAGAGAGACUCUCAGAGGGUAGAAAAUCAGACAGUCAAGCGUGGCCAGAGAUUUCCAGUGGCAGCAGCUUCAGAAUCCAGAAGAUUCCGUUCUUCCACCAUCACUGUGGGGCUCAGGACAGAAGAUCCGGUCAGAGAAAAGUUUGAGAAAGCCCCCAUUAUCAAAACACCUGAGCCGGUUCCAUCAGUGGUAGCAGAAGAAAGCCGUCGGGGCAGUGAGACCCUUCAAGACAAGAUGGCUGAUGAGCAAGGAGACAUGGACCUUCAGAUCAGCCCAGACAGGAAAACCUCCACUGACUUUUCUGACAUUAUCAAGCAAGAGUUAGAAGACAAUGACAAAUACCAGGAAUUCCGCCUCACUGAGGAGACAGAAAAGGCUCAGGUUCACUUAGACCAAGUCAUCACGAGUCCUUUCAACACAACAUUUCCACUCGAUUACAUGAAAGAUGAGUUCCUUCCAGCUCUGUCUUUGCAGAGCGGUGCUAUGGGCGGCAGUUCUGAAAGCCUGAAACAGGAAGUGGUAGCAGGCUCGCCCUGUGGCAGCCUGAUGGAAGGCACCCCUCAGAUCAGUUCGGAAGAGAGCUACAAGCACGAGGGCCUAGCGGAAACGCCCGAGACAAGUCCAGAGAGUCUGUCUUUCUCACCAAAGAAAAGUGAGGAGCAAAUUGGAGAGAUCAAGGAAGCCAAGGCAGAAACACCCGCCGAAAUUCCUUCAGAAAAAGAGCUUCCUAUAACGGAAGACAUUAACGAUAGUCCUGAAACACAGGGUGCUGUGGUCACGGGGGCUUCAGAGCCUUCUACUGAGCAAUCUCAGAAGGAGGUCACCCAAGAUGUGUGCUCCAAACAAGAUGGUUGCCCGAGCAGCCACAGUGUAUCAUUAGCAAAUGAAACGUGCCAGGCAUUUACUGAGAAAGGGUCCUGUGAUGAAAGUCAGCUCCCCCUUGUUAGUUCAGCCUCUAGGCCACAACCAGAGAGUGACACUCAGGAAUCCACUACUCCCUCCGAGGUGACAAAGGCCUGCCCACCAUCUGAUGCUUCUGUGAAGACAGGUGAGGGAACAGAACCAAAGCCCCAGGGAGCCAUUAGAAGUCCCCAAGGGUUAGAACUUCCACUCCCUAGCCGGGAUAGUGAGGUCCUCAGCCCGGUGGCUGAUGAAUCAUUAGCAGUGAGCCACAAAGACUCUUUAGAAGCCAGCCCUGUGCUGGAAGAUAACUCCUCACAUAAAACUCCCGAUUCUCUCGAACCAAGUCCUCUAAAAGAGUCUCCUUGCAGGGACUCCCUUGAAAGCAGCCCAGUUGAGCCUAAAAUGAAAGCAGGAAUUCUCCCAAGUCACUUUCCUCUCCCUGCAGCUAUUGCCAAAACAGAUCUUGUUGCUGAAGUGGCUUCCAUGCGUUCUCGGCUGCUCCGAGACCCUGAUGGCAGUGCUGAGGAUGAUAGUCUUGAGCAGACAUCACUCAUGGAGAGCUCAGGGAAAAGCCCCCUCUCCCCUGACACUCCCAGCUCUGAAGAAGUUAGCUAUGAGGUCACACCCAAGACUUCAGAUUCAAGUACACCCAAACCAGCUGUGAUUCAUGAAUGUGCAGAGGAGGAGGACUCUGAAAACGGGGAGAAAAAGAGGUUCACACCAGAAGAGGAAAUGUUCAAAAUGGUAACCAAAAUUAAAACAUUUGAUGAACUUGAGCAAGAAGCAAAGCAGAAAAGGGAUUACAAAAAAGAACCCAGGCAAGAUGGAUCCUCUUCGGCCUCGGAUCCUGAUGCUGACUGCUCGGUAGAAGUGGAUGAACAGAAACAGAUGGAGAGCAUGGAUGACGAGAGUGAGGUCCCUGUCGUGGUGACUUCAGAGAGCAGAAAAGCGUCUUCCUCCUCUGAAAGUGAACCUGAGCUGACCCAGCUGAGUAAAGGUGCUGACUCAGGACUCCUGACAGAGCCAGUUAUUCGAGUGCAACCUCCAUCUCCUCUCCCAUCCAGCAUAGACUCCAAUUCCAGCCCUGAAGAAUCACAGUUCCAGCCUAUAGUUUCCAAACAGUACACUUUCAAGAUGAACGAGGAGACUCAAGAAGAGCCGGGUAACUCAGAAGAAGACAAAGAUUAUGGAUCUCCUUUAGCUGAAGACAGUCAGGCUCGUUCUACUGAUGGUGUUGAUAGGUCUUCUGAUGAUCUGGACAGAGAGACUCAUCCGUCAGAUACCUGUGAUGGCCACGGUUGUGAGGCUGUGGGUCCUAGCAACUCUGCCACCCUUGCCUCCCUAGGGGUUCAGAGUCCAACACCUAACAAUGCUGAUGAGCAGCUGGCCAUGGAAAAAGGGUCACUGGCUCCCCAGGAUACUUGUGAAAAUGACCCAAAAGGAAGAGAGCUUGAUCCUUCUGAAGUAGAAUCUACACGAGCAGAUCUCCCCAGUGAAAGCUCUUCCUUGUCUUCUUUGUCUCAUUGUGCAGCAUCUGGAAGAAAGGAAACAGCUGAAAAAAUAUCCUCUCCAUCUUCCACUGGAAAAGUAGAGGUCACAAUAACCGAUCAGACUUUGGAGAGCAGGUCAAAGGACUGUCCCACUCAAGACUCAUCUACCACAACUCAAACAGAUAGGUUUGCCAUGGACGUUCCAAUGUCUGAUUUAGCUGAGACUGAUGAAAAUUCUGAUCCUCAAAUAACCAGCCCCUAUGAAAAUGUUCCUUCCUCAUCAUUUUUCUCUGGGGAGGACAGCAAAAUACAAACGGAUACAUGUCGUACCACAGUUGUUUGUUUACCUGAAGUGUAUUCUGUUGUCAUCAGAUCCUCUGCUGAGGAUGUUGUAACGGCAGCCUCCUCUAGCAGAACCGUCUCCAGCCAAGAAUCGAAUUUUGAGAGCCAUGACCUGGAAACUGAACCCGAGCAAAACAGUACCCUGUGGGGCACGCAGCAGUCAAAUGGAUCUUCCUCAUCCGUAUCCCCCACUACACCAAACGCACCAGCAGUCAUUGGUGAGCAAGUGAGCAAAGUCAUCAUCACGAAAACUGAUGUGGAUUCUGACUCCUGGAGUGAAAUCCGUGAAGAUGACGAAGCCUUUGAAGCUCGGGUGAAAGAGGAAGAGCAGAAGAUAUUUGGCUUGAUGGUAGACAGACAGUCACAGGGCACCACUCCCGAUACCACUCCGGCUAGGACUCCCACUGAGGAGGGGACCCCGACAAGUGAACAGAACCCAUUCCUCUUUCAGGAAGGAAAGUUGUUUGAGAUGACCCGAAGCGGUGCCAUCGACAUGACCAAACGGUCCUAUGCGGAUGAAAGUUUGCACUUUUUCCAAAUUGGUCAAGAUUCCAAUGAAGAGACUCUCUCCGAAGACCUGAAGGAAGGGGCCACAGGGGCUGAGCUGCCACAGCUGGAAAACACAAACGAGUCACUGGAACUUUCAGAAUCCAAAGAAGCCAUGGAUGAUGAGGGAGAAUUGCUUCCUGAUGAUGUGAGUGAGGAAAUAGAGGAAUCAGCUGCCUCAGAUCAUAACCUUGACUCUCAAGUGAUGGUUUCAGCUUCCUCGGAAAUGCCCACAAGAGAGGCUGUAUCCACAGCAGUUGAGGACCUCCCUACCGUGCAGUUGAGUGACACAUCUUCUCUGAGCACUGUGAAGCAGAAGCCUUGCCCUGCCUCCCCCCAACCUGUUGUUCAGUUGGACUUGAACACAGUCACUAGGUCUGUUCAUUCAGAUCGGGAUGACGAGUCCCCAGACUCUUCUCCGGAGGAACAGAAAUCUGUGAUUGAGAUCCCUACUGCACCCAUGGAAAAUGUGCCUUCUGCUGAAAGCAAACCUCAAAUUCCUGUAAGGACUCUCCCUACUUCAGGCCCAAUCCCUCCAUCGGUGGAGGACGAGAGCGCAUUUUCUGAUGAGUUCCCAUCUGGUAUAGAUGAGGAAAGCAAGGAUGAUGAAGCAAAACCAAAGUCCAAAAUCCCCAUCAAAGCACCCACCCAAAGACCUGAGUGGCAGCUCUCCUAUCCAGACACAUCUCUCCAGAAGACAGCUGUUCCCCAGGGACAGGGCACACAAAGCAGAGCAGCAGACGGUAGAAGCAAAUCUGAAUCAGAUGCUAGUCCUUCGGACGCUAAGACCAAAUGCCCAGUAAAAGCCAGAAGUUACAUUGAGACAGAAACAGAGAGCAGGGAGAGGGCAGAAGGGUUUGACUCAGAAUCCGAAGAGGGGGCCACAAAACCAAAGCUGUUUGCAUCCCGAUUGCCAGUUAAGAGCAGAAGCACCCCAUCUUCCAGCAGGACAGGCAUGAGCCCCACAAAAGAGAGUAGGGAGCACUUCUUUGACCUUUAUAGAAACUCCAUAGAAUUUUUUGAGGAGAUUAGUGAUGAGGCUUCCAAAUUAGUGGACAGGCUCACACAGUCAGAAAGGGAGCAGGAGCCACCUUCAGAUGAUGAAAGUAGUAGUGCCCUAGAAGUGUCAGUCAUUGAGAAUCUGCCACCUGUUGAGACUGAGCAUUCAGUUCCUGAGGACAUCUUUGACACAAGGCCCAUUUGGGAUGAGUCCAUUGAGACUAUGAUUGAACGCAUCCCUGAUGAAAAUGGCCAUGACCGAGCUGAAGAUCCCCAAGAUGAGCAGGAGCGGAUUGAAGAAAGGCUGGCUUACAUUGCUGAUCAUCUCGGCUUCAGCUGGACAGAAUUAGCAAGAGAACUGGAUUUCACUGAGGAGCAAAUUCAUCAAAUUCGAAUUGAGAAUCCCAACUCCCUUCAAGACCAGAGCCAUGCCCUGCUGAAGUACUGGCUGGAGAGGGAUGGGAAGCAUGCCACAGAUGCUAUCCUCAUUGAAUGCCUCACCAAGAUCAACAGGAUGGAUAUUGUACAUCUCCUGGAGACCAACACAGAACCCCUCCAGGAGCGCUUGGGCCACAGCUAUGCAGAAAUGGAGCAGACCAUUGUGCUGGACAACAGUGAAGGCUUUUCAGUUCUUCAGGAGGAGCUCUGUGCUGCCCGGCACAGGCAGAAAGAGGGGCAGGUGGCUUCCAAAGAAAGCGAGUCCAGCGACCACCCACCCAUGGUCUCGGAAGAAGACAUUUCGGUCGGUUAUUCCACAUUUCAGGACAGCAUCCCCAAAACCGAGGGGGACAGCCCAGCAGCAGCACUCUCUCCCCAAACGUACCAGGAACCAGUUCAACAAGAUUUCUCAGGGAAAAUGCAAGACCAGCAGGAAUACUACGUGACAACACCAGGGACAGAAGCGGCAGAGACUCAAAAGGCCACAGCCGUUCCUGGCUCUCUCUGUAAGACUCCUGAGGACGUCAGUACCCCUCCCGAGGAAGCAAAGCCUUGUCUCCAGACCCCAGUGACCAGUGAGCGUUCUUCUCCCAUUGUGCAAGAACCCGAGGAGGCUCCUGAGCCCAAAGAGGAGAGGUCUCCAAGGAAGACCAGCCUGGUGAUAGUGGAAUCGGCAGAUGACCAGCCACAGGUCUUGGAAAGACACGAUGAUGAUGACGUGGCCUUUCAAAAGGAGCUAACAGAGGAAUUAGGGGAGCUGGAGGCCAGCUCUGAUGAGGAGGCCAUGGUAACUACCAGGGUUGUCCGGCGGAGAGUGAUUCUUCAGGGAGAUGAUAUGCCUGACAUACCCCCAGAAAGUGUCACAGAAGAAGAAUAUGUUGAUGAGAAUGGACACACCGUGGUGAAGAAGGUUACCCGGAAAAUCAUCAGGCGGUACGUAUCUUCUGACGGCAUGGAGAAGGAGGAGAUAACGAUGCAGGGAACACCACAGGAGCCAGUCAGCAUCGAGGAUGGGGACAGCUAUUCCAAAGUGAUAAAGCGUGUGGUAUUGAAGAGUGACACUCAGCAGUCAGAGGUGACCUUGUCUGAACCCAGCAUUUUGUCCAGUACCUCACAGUUUCAGGCUGAACCAGUAGAAGGCCGUAGAGUCAGCAAAGUUGUUAAGACAACAGUGGUACAUGGAGAAAGGAUGGAGAAAAGCCUGGGAGACUCUAGCUUAGCCACUGACCUUCCUUCAGCCAAAGAUGACUUUGAAGAGGCUUUGGGUUACACAGGGAGUCACAUGAAAGUCCAUUUCCCCAGUUUAGUAGAGAAUGAAAUCUUGAAGGAGGAUGGAUCAAUAAUUAAGAGGACAACAAUGAAUAAAGCCAGGACACAGAAGAGGGCUGUGGUGAAGGACCAGCAGGGGAAACACAUCAACUUGGAGCACCUGGAGGAUGUUCCCGGAGCACUAGACCAAGACGACCUCCAGAGAGAUCUCCAGCAACUCCUUCGGCACUUCUGCAAGGAGAGCACAAAGCAAGAGGCCAAAUGAGGAGCUGUCCAGUUCUCACCGGGAAACCACACACCCACUCAAUAUGCAACUUCCCAUUUCCUCACAGGAGUGACCUAAGUGGCCUAAUUACUGGGAUCCCGGGACAUUUCCACUCUCGGCAAAUACACGGCAUUUUCUUUUGCUUCCUUCUCCCCCAACCCUCUCUAACUAUAAGCUAAUUUGUGACCAAAGAUAGCAUCCUUCAUUCUGGAUGCUGUAUCCACUAUUUUGAGCAUCCGUGCUAACCUGGGAACUGGCACCUCCAUUGUUCUUUGCUUCUGCACAAGCUCCAUGAAAAUCCACGAAUCAGGAGAACUUCACCUGCAGACUUCUUCAAGUGACAAGAGGGGAAUCCUCCCGAGGAUAUCCGUGCAUAAUGUAUAUAGCUGAAAUUCUCAGAUGAACAACAGAGUAAAGUUUAAACCACUGCCUGUCAUAAUCACACUGGGCAUCAGGAAAUAAAAGCCUCUCAAGAUUGCUGAACAAUGGUUAAUUAAGACAUUGCUAACACAGUUGAAGGGUAAUACCGUUCUACGGAAGGGACACUUCAGACCUAGACAUGUCCUUAGCGCUUCCAGAGUAGCCACUGCUCCUAAAGGCAGGAUCACAACCUUGAAGACUGAUCCCAAGGAGCUGUCUGUAGUACUGGUCAGCCAUUGCCAAUGGCUCUCCGGCUGCCACCCUGAGGGAGGGGAAGAAGGGCGCACAGGCGAGCAGGUGGAAACAAUGAGGUAUUCUGGUGCUAGAAGCUGCAUGGGUGGCGUUCUAGCGCUUUCAGGUGUUUUUGAUUUUGGACUCGUUGGCAGGGUAUUUGAAAAGCUAUAACUACUGUAGUUUUCCAGUGUUCAUUGCUGCUUUAGCAAACCACGCUGUCUUACUGGUGGUACGUUCUUCUGGCCACUGCACUGUAGAUAAUUCAUGGAAACAAGAUGUAUGCGCCACACACAAUGUUAAAUGCUGUCACCAUGUUGGAGUGGUUUCUUUUCUUUUUUUUUUAACCCCACCUCCAGAUGUAUCUCUUAAUACCUGCAUGUGGCAUUAAACACACACACACACACACACACACACAGCCCUUCUUAUCACACUAAUGGUUUUCACUUUCUAGCUAUGUCUGCUUUUCAGUUUGCAGACGAGAUUGAGAAAUCCUUAGAAAAUUUGGUUUUGAUUAAUUUUUUUUAUUUAUUUAUUUGAGACCCAGACACCCUUGGAAACUGAAGUGCAUUUGUGUAACUUUCUGUUUGUUUCAGAGAAGGGACAAUGACAGUCUGAGUGAUUCCCCAUGCCCGACGUCUAAUCCCUCUAGUGGUUGAAGCUGUGUAGCAUUUUAACAUAUAUAUAUAUAUUCACAAAUAUAUUCAUAUAAACAGUAUACGUUUUGAAUCAGUUAUUUGUUAAAGAAAAGUAUAUUCAAUGAAGAUGAAAUUUAAAAAGAAAGAAAGAAAGAAAACAGUGUACUCUCCUGAGACUGAACUUUUUCCGAUCCUAUCUGGCCUUUUCCUGCGUGCAGAACUGACUCAUUGCUCGGAAUGUCCAACACAAACAAGACAAGAAAUGGCACUUCAUCCUUUCAAGUAGCAUUGCCAAGAGAGGAGUUUUCUUGGGAGAGAGGCUUCCCAUCGGCCAAAUCUCCUGAGCCCCCAACAUUAGCACUUUCUGGAGGGGGGGGUGUUGAGUAGAAACAAAGUAUUCUUUGGCACCCAGAACAAGAGAGGCAGGUGGCAGCCCUUUUUGAGAUAUGCCAUGGCCAUCUUGUCAGACCUUCACCGGAGCUCAUGAAAAGCCUUUCUGGUGUGUUCUUUGCAGUGCAGAUGCUGUCUGUGUAGCAACAUAAUGGUUAUUCACCUUUUUUCGAUUUUGACUUUUUUUUUUUUGCUGUGUUAUCAAAAAAAAAAAAAACUUGAAUACUGUGAGAAGAAGUGAAUUUUCAGUUGAUGAAUCAGCAUCUUGUUCCCAUGGUGAUAACACUAAUUGAAUAUAUCUAUGAGGGCAUGUAUUAGUUAAUGGAAAACAAUACAACACUAACAAUACAUAGCUGCAAUGUUGUACAAUGGCUGAUUUAACUAAAUAAACUGUACAAGUGUUAAAUGUG